This is a messenger RNA of Dibothriocephalus latus, 1159 nucleotides long. NCBI's taxonomy places the organism in Eukaryota, Metazoa, Platyhelminthes, Cestoda, Diphyllobothriidea, Diphyllobothriidae. The record is from the annotation of a GenBank genome assembly.
GGAUGGACUGAUUUUCCCCGACUACAAAAGACCGAGCACUCCCCUGGGCGUUCUUCACUUCCCCACGGGACUUUCUUAUGAUCCACCAACCACCUUUGGUGCCUUUUUACCGCCUACUCAUCUGAAGCAUAGCCCUUCACAGCCAUCCCCCCAACAGCAAUUCCAAUCCUACCCAUUUGCUCCGGCCUCCUCAACCAGCGACAGCAAAAUUGGUUGUCUGCCGUCCGCUACCUUCAAGACCUCCGCUUCUCUGGACCUUAUGAGCACUCGAGUUAUCCCCUCCGUUGGAAGACAAUCAGACUAUGAUGGAAUGACGACCGAUUUCGGUGACGAUGAGGCCACACAGAAUUCUCCCUCACGGACCGAUCCCAGUAGGUCAGAGCUGGACGAAGAAAUGACCAGACCGCCGUCAGGCAUGGAAAGUUCAUGGAUGUCGGAGAAGGAUAGAAGUUGUGAGUUUAGUGGAAGCAAUAUUCCGCCCGGGCAGCCCGAUGCUGUGGACUGUUGUGGGAUGGAACCGUGCGCCAACGACCAAAUGACUGACUCUCUGCUUGUUGAGACCGGCGGCCCCAUCGAAGAUGACCUCUCUGAAUUCAGCUGCGCACCGUCUUCCGUCUCCAAGCCUGCUUGUUGUUGCAAAAAUGGCGAAUGCUGCGAACUUCCGCACGGCGGUCGCUUGGAUGACCCUCGUAAUGACUACCGAAAUGACUACGCUCCACCGAGCGAUGCGUCGUUGCCGCCCCAUCCAGCAGUCAAUGGGGACCAGAAUAAACGUUCAUGUCUCCCGGAAAUUGCGCCCGUGGGCCUUCCCAAUUUUCAGUGCACUCGUGUUGAUGGUUUUUCCAACAUGGUUCCGCUUACAGGGGCAUACGACAAUUUACCCCAAGUCUAUCGGCCCCUUCCAAAUAGUGAUCUGUUUCCAGCGCAACCUGCCUUUCAGCCACACGCCUCCUUUUCACCAGCAAAGGGCAAGCUUUCAGGAACUUACCGCUCCGAGUAUGAUAAUGCCUCUUCUGGACGGGGAUCAGAGCGACGGACACCACAGCGCCACAACCAGCCACUCAACAGGCUCGGUGAUUAUAGCAGCCGUCAUCGCAAUGUCGCAAUGGUAUUGCGGCAGCGUCUUGAUGCUGCGGCAGCCCAGAAGACUGCCUCUCCU